Molecule: messenger RNA, 2015 nt
Organism: Neohortaea acidophila
Lineage: Eukaryota; Fungi; Ascomycota; Dothideomycetes; Mycosphaerellales; Teratosphaeriaceae
Product: MFS multidrug transporter-like protein
Exons: 2
Coding region: 283-2001 (572 amino acids)
Biological process (GO): transmembrane transport; basic amino acid transport
Cellular component (GO): fungal-type vacuole membrane
Molecular function (GO): basic amino acid transmembrane transporter activity
Source: RefSeq, a predicted model, not a curated record
ACCAAAAGACAGGCACAGACUGCUUUGGUGGAACGAAACAACCCCCCAGAUCGGCGGGUGCCUAGACAGGUCACGUGCGGUGCCCGACAUCGGUUCCAUGUCACGCAUCAUCACGAAUACACUCCAUCUGUUGCGCGCGUGCAAGAUUCCGUCGACGGUUAGUCUUGAUCUCAAUAGCGGCUCUUGGCCUCUACGCUUGUUCCUUUGUCAUCGAGAAUCGGCCGGCGACCUUCGCGCAUCACCUGGCUUUCUGCAUACUGCUCCAUCAUAUCACCGAUUUGUAUGUCUCGAGCACCUCAUCCGGAUCAUGGCGCCGAAUCAACGUCAUCGGAACGCACGCCUCUGCUUUCAGAGGCCGCAGUGACACCCGAGCGUUCAUCGAAAACUCCAUUAGAUGGCAAACCAUCAAAGCCUCCACCCCAAGCGGAUGGACAUGUCGCCGCAAAUCAAUCCAUUGGUCUCAUCAGAGGCAUUCUCUGCACCAUCUCCUUGGGGUUCUUGGUAUUCCUCCAAGCGACCAACAUCAGCAUGCUCACCACGACCAGCUCCAAAGUCGCCGGCGAUCUGGAUGCGUUUGAGAAAGCCACCUGGUUCACAUCCGCUUAUCUCAUUGCCAUGAGUGCUCUGUCUCCGCUGAACGGGAAACUCGCGUCACUCUUCGGUCCGCGAAACUGCAUCUUUGCCUCUACGCUUAUCCUUGCCGCUGGGUGUCUGGUGAGCAGUGCCGCCGAAGGCUUCGAGGUCUUCAUUGUGGGGAGGUGCAUUACUGGAGUCGGUGCUAGUGGCAUCUUCACCAUCAGCAUCAUCAUCGUUCUUGAGCUGACGGGGUCGAAACGGAGAGGACUCGCCAUUGGUCUUCUGAAUUCCGGGUACACGAUUGGAGUUGCUGUGGGCGCUGUAGCUGCAGGUGCACUACUUCGCCCGGUAGGAUGGAGAGCGUUGUUCUGGAUGCAGGCGCCCAUCGCACUGACCGCCGGAUCCGUCCUCUUCCUCGCCAUACCCCACGACUUCACGGCUGGCAAGAAGGGUGCUUCUGAUCAGAGCACCCUGCAACGUCUUGCUCGGAUCGAUUACCUCGGCGCUAUCACGCUAACAGCAGCGAUAUCCCUCGUGCUGUACGCCCUCUCUUCGCCCCGCAAAGUUCCGCUCUUUCCGAUUGGACUUUCGAUACUCGUGCUCGUCACGUUCAUCCUCAACGAGGUCUAUCUGGCAUAUGACCCCAUCAUCCCAAUUGCCUUGCUCCGAUCUCGUGGCCUCCUCUUGACCUGCUUGGCGACUGUCGGAUACAUGAUGGCGCGCUGGUGCGUUCUCUUCUACACGCCCACCUUCGCCCUCGCCGUACGUCAAUGGACUCCUGCAACAGCCGGCGCGAUUCUCAUUCCCACCAAUGCUGGCUUCGCCGUUGGCGGCCUUCUAGUCGGAGGCCUGCACAUCAAACGCCCCGGAUCGUUCUGGCUGCCAACUACCAUUGUAUACGCAUUGUUUCCGUUGUCGCUCGUCAGCCUUGCCUUCUUGGUGACCGAACACAGCUCAGCCUGGUUAUUCGUCAUCGUUGUCUUUUUCUGUGGGGCUGUCACCGGAGCAGCAGUCAACUACAGUCUCGCUCACGUGCUGCACCUCACCCCUUCAAGCACGCAUUACGUGGCGAGCUCGCUCGUCGCUACGUUCAGAGGAUUUGCCGGAUCUUUCGGAUCCGCGAUAGGCGGCGGGCUGUUUGUUCGAACACUCUACACCUCUCUUGAGGACGGGUUUGAGGAGCGCGGACUGCGGCACAGAGAGGAUCUCGUGCGGAGGCUACUUGGCUCGCCGGACUUGGUUGAGAAUCUGGGUGGGGUGGAUCGAGAAGUUGCCAUACAUGGGUAUGAGCAAGCGUUGAAGACGUUGUUCAUUGCUGGCGCUAUAUUGGCCGGUGUUAUGAUUAUCGCGCAAGCUGGGACAGGUUGGACUGCUCCGGAGGAGGAGCUGGACCCGACAGAAGAGGAUGACCGGACGAAUGAAUGAAGAAGACCACAUAG